AUGGGAGAUGGGAGAAAUGCUGGUGAGAGGUUGAAGGGACUCAUUGAGGUCUGCCGCCGGCGCAGCUGGGUUUCGCUGUCAUACCAGCUGGCUGCGUCCUUGUGGUCAGUCUUGCUUUCUGUCUCAGGGGGCCAGGACUGUUCCGUCUCCUUCGUGUCUCGAGUCCUGGGGAAGGUCUGCGUCCAGGGCAGACAGAAGGAAAUCCUGGGUGUGCUGGUGCCCCGGCUGACGGCGCUCACCCAGGACAGCUGUCUGUGGCAGCGGGUCUGCUGGCGCCUGGUGGAGCAGGUGCCUGAUCGGGCCAUGGAGGCUGUGCUGACUGGGCUCAUGGAGGCUGCGCCGGGGCCUGAAGUCCUGUCUCGACUUCUGGGGAACCUAGUGGUGAAGAAUAAGAAGGCCCAGUUUGUGCUGACCCAGAAGCUUCUGUUCCUGCAGUACCGGCACACGACGCCCAUGCUGCAGAGCCUGCUGGGGUACCUGGCCGCAGACAGCCAGCGGCGGCCGCUCCUUGUCCAGGCACUGAAGGAGCUGCUGGAGACGUGGGGCAGCGGCAGCGCCGUCCAGCACGCGCCCCUGGCUCAACAGCGCUACAUCAGCACAGCCAUCCUCAUCUGCCUGGCGCACCUCGGGGAGCCGGAGCUGCAGGACAGGCGGGACGAAUUGCUGGCCAGCAUGAUGGCAGGGGUGAAGUGCCACCUGGACAGCAGCCUGCCUGCCGUGCGCCGCCUGGGCAUGGUUGUGGCCGAAGCCCUCAGCUCCCGCACCCACCCUGAGGGGCCCGCCCUGAAGUUCCAGUAUGAAGACGAUGACGAGGUGAGCCGUGAGAUGCUGGCCUUGGCCACCCACCAGCCUCUGGGGAACCGCUCCGAGGCGAGAGACCCAUCCCUGGCUCCUCCGGCUACAGAGACUCCUGCAGAGACUGCCGGAGAUGGUGCCCAGUCCCCAGGUCUGCCACAGGGCUCCGGCUCCGGCUCGGAGCUGGACAGUGACGAUGAGUUCGUCCCCUAUGACAUGUCACAGGACAAGGUGCUGAAGAGCAGCAAGGUGCCCCUGUAUGUUCGAGACUGUGUGGAAGUCCUGGCCGUGUCGGAGGACCCGGAGUGCUGGGAGGCCGCGCUGCAGGCCCUUGAGGGCCUGGUCCACAGGAGCCCUGAGGCCACUCGGGAGGUGAGUGUGGAGCUGGCCAGGGUGCUGCUGCACCUGGAGGACAGGACCUGCCUGGUGGGAUUCGAGAGACUACGCCAAAGAGCCCUGGUGCUGGUCACGGUCACAGACCCCGCCCGGGUAGCAGAGUAUCUGACCUCACAAUUCUACGCUCUGAACUACAGCCUCCGGCAGCGCAUGGACAUCCUGGACGUCCUGGUUCUGGCAGCCCAGGAGCUGUCCCGGCCAGGGCGCCUCCAGAGGCCUGGCUGUUAUGGCUCCCCCCGUCCUGGCCCCCAGAGCUUGCCAGCAGUGGCCACCCCUCAGCCUGGCAGCGCUGCGGCUCCUGACUGGCGCGUGGUUGUGGAAGAGCGGAUCAGGAGCAAGACCCGGCGGUUCUCUAAGGGUUCUUCCCGGCAGAGGCUGCCAAGCGGCCCCAACGACUUCAACUCUGUGGCUGGGUGCUUCUUCUUUCCCCUCAUUCAGCGCUUUGACCGACCCCUGGUGACCUUUGACCUUUUGGGAGAUGACCAGUUGGUUCUCGGAAGACUAAUCCAUACCUUAGGGGCCUUGAUGUACCUGGCUGUGAACACCAUGGUGGCUGCAUCCAUGGGGAAAGCCCUGCUGGAGUUUGUGUGGGCCCUUCGCUUCCACGUGGACACCUACGUGCGCCAGGGCUUGCUGUCGGCUGUGGCCUCCGUUCUCCUCAGUGUGCCGGCGGAGCGGCUGCUGGGAGACCUGCCGGAUGAGCUUCUGGAAGCCCGGUCCUGGCUGGCUGAUGUGGCUGAGAAGGACGUGGAUGAGGACUGCAGGAAGAUGGCGGUGAGGGCUCUGCUGCUUUUGGAAAGACUCAAAGACUCGCUCCUCCCUGCUUCCUCCCCCUAGUCCUGCAGUGUCCUGUCCACUGG
Messenger RNA from Dipodomys ordii (Ord's kangaroo rat), 2051 nucleotides. RefSeq names its product telomere maintenance 2 (gene Telo2). Gene Ontology annotation, biological process: protein stabilization; telomere maintenance via telomerase. The record is from RefSeq and is a predicted model, not a curated record. Gene Ontology annotation, cellular component: cytosol. NCBI's taxonomy places the organism in Eukaryota, Metazoa, Chordata, Mammalia, Rodentia, Heteromyidae. The coding region runs from base 1 to 2028 and encodes 675 amino acids. The transcript has 19 exons. Gene Ontology annotation, molecular function: Hsp90 protein binding; telomeric repeat DNA binding.